UGUUGCAUGACGGCGACUUACGCAUGCACUAUGCACACACAUUUUUAUUUAUUUAUUGCAUACAUAUAGCGACAAAACGGGCGAGGUCUAUAAAUAAGGAACAAAUUAAACAUGAAUCAAGCAGAGGAAUAUCGAGCUAAUUAAUAAGCAACUCAUACCACAUAAAUACAUACAUAUCUAUAUGGCGGCGAGGCGGCAGAGAGACGCUCUGGCUGUUGGGCGCGUGAUCGGAGAGGUGCUUGAGCCUUUUACGGGCUCCGUAAACCUCAGGGUGGCUUACGGCGACCGCACCGUCACCAACGGCUGCGAGCUCCGGCCAUCUCUCGUGCUCAACCCGCCGAGGGUCGACAUCGGCGGCCAUGAUCUACGCACUUUCUAUACUCUCGUGAUGGUGGAUCCUGAUGCUCCAAGUCCAAGUGAUCCAAACUUAAGAGAAUACUUGCACUGGUUGGUGACUGACAUUCCAGCGAGCACCGGAGUUAAUUUUGGGCAUGAAAUGGUAUGCUAUGAAAGCCCGCAACCAAUCGUCGGAAUCCACCGCUUCGUAUUCGUACUGUUCCAGCAGAUGGGCCGACAGACCGUUUUCGCCCCGGGUUGGCGCCAAAAUUUCAGCACUCGAGAAUUCGCCGAGGUUCACAACCUCGGUCCACCGGUCGCGGCGAUCUUCUUUAACGGUCAACGAGAGGCGGGCACCGGCGGCAGGCGCCGUCAAUAGGAAAUUCUUUGACUCCGACGUAGUCGUAGUUUAUGUAUGUACCGAUGUACGUGUUGAGAACAAUAAUCCACCGUGCGCGACGGCUAGUUUCCACAAUAAAUAUAAUAAUAAUUCCAAUUAGUGAAAUUUGCACUGACUAAAACAUAAUGACUUUCUUAAUCUAGUACUUAAAUUUUUUUAUUCUUUAAAUAUGACUUAAUAAUGUCUUAGUGUGAGG
Molecule: messenger RNA, 932 nt
Organism: Cuscuta campestris
Lineage: Eukaryota; Viridiplantae; Streptophyta; Magnoliopsida; Solanales; Convolvulaceae
Source: the annotation of a GenBank genome assembly